CAAGUAUCGAUAAAUAAAUUACCAAUGGCGAUGACGCGUGUAAAAGACGUUUCCCGUACAUCAGCGUACUGCGAAAUGGACCCGAUCUCCUUCGAGCAAAACGUCCACCUGUUACCACUGUCACAAAGCGACAAGUGGUUGAUCUCCGCUCGCAUACUCGACAUGGUCACGUUGACCACCACGGACACGGGUCUUGCGUUUUUCAAAUUUCGUAAGAGAGCUCUUUCCUUCGACGAAUACAUGGCAUACUUAAAGGAGUUGGCGGAAUCGAAGAGCUUGGACUUGGAGGAGAUGCAGUUCAAGAUGCAGAUAUGCGGGAAGCCGAAAAAAGCUACUUAACCGUAAACGCUAUGUA
Ceratina calcarata is the source of this 355-nucleotide messenger RNA. RefSeq lists its product as uncharacterized. The record is from RefSeq and is a predicted model, not a curated record. Gene Ontology annotation, biological process: microtubule polymerization. The transcript has a single exon. Lineage: Eukaryota; Metazoa; Arthropoda; Insecta; Hymenoptera; Apidae. Bases 25 to 339 code for a protein of 104 amino acids. Gene Ontology annotation, molecular function: tubulin binding.